AUGGAAUCGCAGGACGGUAUUACCGUCCGCCCCAUGAGACUGAAGGUCCUGUACACAUUCGACAACGAGAAUAAGACGAACUGUUUGGCUCGUUGGCCGCAUGUGCUGGACCUUCAGACCGCUUACCUGGAUGAGCAGACUCAAAUCGGAGUCAUUGAAUUGAAGACAUGCAUUCAGGCCAUCGUCUCUGCCAGUCCCGAAUUGGUGGCCCAAUUGGGCAGAGACUACACAGUCUACGCAUACGACUACUCUGAGUACGAGACGCCCUUGGUUGGUCAGGGAAUGUUGUCAUGGGUGCUCGCGUCUGCCUCGCCCACACCAGAUGCCCCCGCUCAUCAAUCCAAGACAAUGGUAACAGGUCGUGUGUGCAAGAACCCAAUGGGUCUUUUCUCCAAAGGCGUUCAUGAGACGCUGGAAGUCAAACUUCGGCUUGUUCCCGUGCCCACGGUGAUGCAAAGCGAAUAUCUGGACAGCAUGCAAAAGUAUCGUGAACUGAGCAACUUCAUCCCUCACGAUUUCGACGCACAGUCCUGGACGGCUUUUCUGAGACAGAAUCCAUCCCUGCUUGAGGCUUCAAGGAAUCAAAGUCAGAGCCGUGGACCUUCGCCAAUGGAUCAAUCCGGCAUCGAGCGCGUUCACCGGCUUCUGAGUGACGGCACCACGCCGCGAGAAUACCCCGCUUAUUCCACCAACGAGUCGAUCCGGUCAUCCUCGCCAACCCACUCGUUCGGUCCUCCUAGCCGAAUGUCCACUCCAGCAGGAACUCGCACGCCUACGCAUAACCACCAGAGUCUUCAGUCCCGCCAGAGCUUCUCUCACAGUGACAAUAUUCGUCCUUCAUCGAGUGCCUCGAUGCAGGAAAGCGACUUCCACACCCACCAGCUUGGCAACCGUGCGCGCAGAGACUCAUUCCAAUCAGGCUACGGUAGCGGAGGAGAGGACAUCGCGGAGCCUCAGCAAAGGAAGCGCGCCAAACUUUACCAGGCUGGCUGGCCAGGAAAAUCGGAUAUGAACAUCGAACGGCAACCAAGCUCUCUGCGAGUAGCUGCCAGUACCGCCGCCUCUGUUCGAAUUCAUCGUCCCACUCCGAUCAACCCCGUCACCCGCACUGAGCAAUCGCAGGAUGAGCCAGUUCGCCCGCCCACUCCGAUCUCUCAUCCAUCCAGCUUUUCUCGACGGGCGCGACUGCCGUCAAGUCUGUUGCGCGAGAGCUCCACGCAUAGCAACAGCUCCUACGCAUCUCCUUACCACAACAGUGAUGAUUUAUCGCAGGAGCAGAAUGCACACUCGCCUGAGGAGCGUUAUCAGGGCAUCUUUGAGCCAGCUUUUAACAUGCCCUCGUCGCCCCCCGUCAUGGAAUCUCGAUUUUCAUCCCGAUCAAGCCCCAACUUGCCUCCACUCUUGAUUGACGCGGAUUCGGGCUUCAUGAGUGGCGGGCUGGAUGACUUCAUCGACGACAGUGCCGCUACUCCCGUGGAAGACUCCCAAAAACCCAAUUAUCGCCAGACGACUGGUGAGAAACGCUCACGUUCCGUAUUAUCGACGGUUCAAGCCACGUCUCCCGCGAGUGCUAUUGGUUUAGUUUCUGAAGUCAUGACCGAUGCGAUGACAGCCAGCGAAGCUCCAACGGAUUUAAAGUCACAGCAGGCUGUCCAAGUACCCCGGCCGAGUACUUCAUCUGGGUCAAGACCCUCUUCGCGUAUGAGCAUCCGACCAACGCCCAAGCCACUGGCACCUGCUCCCAUGUCGCAAAGCGAAAUAGAGCAGCUUCUGAGAGGCACCCCAGCCAGUGAUCCUGUCGUUCAUAUCCAGCCCACGCGCCAACACUCACAGGCCGCUGCAGGCCCCAUGAGUGACUUCUCUAUCGUGGAGACACCCGCGCCCCAGCCCGAAUGUACCCGGAAGGCGCCUCGCAGUGGGGGCGCAGCGCGCAGAGCCAUGCAGGUUCAGGCACGUCUGGAUGCGGCCAUUGCGAGCGGUGCCGUUCCCCCUUAUUGCGAGAACUGCGGGUCCAUCGAAACGCCUACGUGGAGAAGGGCUUGGACGAAAGAUGUCGUUGGCAGUGAACAAGAUGCAAAAGAAAUGAAGCCACGUGGGCUUCUUUUCUGGGAGGCUCUUGAGAGGAAUGACAAGCAAGAAGUUGCCAAAUUCAGACUUUACAAAAAGGGUCUUGGAAUUACUCCCGAGGAUAAUGGCUGGAGUCAAUUGCUUCUCUGCAACCCAUGCGGACUGUGGCUACACAAGUUCAAAAGCAUGCGUCCAGAAAACCGGUGGAAUAAUAAGGCCACCGCAUCCACAGCGGACGGAAAGCACAAGCGCUCUUCUCGGAAUCGCAAACAGAGUGGCGGACCUCUGUCAAAACCCUCCACACGGACUCGCAGCAAGGCUACCGCCGCUCGCCCGGCCCAGUCUUCUCCUGCCCCCACCGAUAUCUCAUCCGCGCAGAAUGAGGAGGGUGAGACCCCCAACGCCGAAAGUUAUGAGGACCCCAGUCAGGAUCGUCAACAAGCUCAGAAUCCUGAAAACGAAGCAGAUUAUCCGAGUAAAAGGAGACGGGCGAACAGUGCAGAGCCGACCAGAUCGAGCGAGAAGUCUUGCUGGGACCAAGACGAAGCUCGUGAUGCUUUGCGACUCGCCAUCCAGUCAAGUCCGGCCAGAAAUCUCGACACCCGGAAAUUUUCUGCCCCCGACGAGACAAACUUAACUCCUAAGCCUGUACGUCGUGCCCUUUUUGCGUCUUCUCAGAAGGAAGGAGCGCUGAAGGAACUGGGCCCGUCAAUGGUGAACAGCUGCUCGCCCCGUCGCAGCCCUCGUCUUUCCAAGACCGAGAAGCAAAUGCAGGCAAAAGAGAAUCUGGAGCCCUCACACGAUGCCGUUAACGACCUUUUCGAAGACUCGGCUUUGGAUUUUGACCUUCCUGUCAGUCCUACUCCUCGGCGCCGACCCACACGUGCUGCGCUGCAGGAGAGACGUCAGUCCUUGCCCUGCAACUCCCCUACGAGCCUCAAGCGGAAAGAUGUCACCGCUUCCACCGCCACUCGGCUGAGUGCCGAACGCUUGCAGCGUAUCCAAGGAAGUCCAGGGCGGUCCCCUCGUGUGGACACUUCCCCCCAAAAAUCGCCUUCUAAGCAUGGCAACUCAGUGUUGUCCGAUUGCGGGUUUCACUCCGAAGCAUUCGCACCUCUAGAUGGUAUGAUUCUCGAUAUCUUUGAUGAGCUGCCCACCAGCGUCAAUUCAUUCCAAUUGUCAAACGACAAGUUCCCCGGCAGCAAUUGGGCGGACUGGCUUCCCUCCAAUUACGUCUCUCCCGCCGCGUCGGAUGAUGAGAACAACCCACCUGAGGAUCUCAUCGAUGCAAUUCUCUCGGAUCCGGCUAUCCUCAAAGAGAACAUGCCAGGCGCGGAAUUCAAUUCUUUCAACUUCGCCACGGGCGUUAUUCCAGACUCGGGCUUCUACAGCUCUGACGUUCUUCAGGCGGAUGUCGUUGCUUCCAAUGUGGCAAAACUUCCUCAGGAGUCUGAUCAGUCCGCGAUGCCUGAUGCAUGA
Penicillium oxalicum is the source of this 3546-nucleotide messenger RNA. Its product is annotated as putative GATA transcription factor (Ams2). Gene Ontology annotation, molecular function: zinc ion binding. The record is from RefSeq and is a predicted model, not a curated record. The coding region runs from base 1 to 3546 and encodes 1181 amino acids. Gene Ontology annotation, biological process: regulation of transcription by RNA polymerase II; rDNA heterochromatin formation; silent mating-type cassette heterochromatin formation. The transcript has 2 exons. NCBI's taxonomy places the organism in Eukaryota, Fungi, Ascomycota, Eurotiomycetes, Eurotiales, Aspergillaceae.